Messenger RNA from Photinus pyralis (common eastern firefly), 883 nucleotides. RefSeq names its product protein ALP1-like. The transcript is spliced from 2 exons. Bases 152 to 883 code for a protein of 243 amino acids. NCBI's taxonomy places the organism in Eukaryota, Metazoa, Arthropoda, Insecta, Coleoptera, Lampyridae. The record is from RefSeq and is a predicted model, not a curated record.
GCAUGUUGCUAGAUGUGACACUUUGGUGGACACAUUCGACGAACUACUUGGGGUAUUGCGACCACACAUCACCAAAAAGAAUACAAACUUUAGGAACGCUAUAAGUCCAGAAGAAAGAUUAACGGUAACACUUAGGUAUUUGUCUACUGGAAUGACCUUCUCAAGCCUUGGGUACGAAUUCCAAAUUGCAAGAUCUACAAUUGGAACAAUAAUCCGAGAAACCUGUGAAGCGAUUUGGAGUACUUUGAAAGAGCAAGAAAUGCCGGAACCCACUGAAGAGGUGUGGUUGGGCAUCGCAGAUCAAUUUUAUUUAAAAACAAACUUUCCUAACUGUGUAGGCACGAUAGAUGGAAAGCAUAUAAGAUGCAUGAAUCCCCGAAGAGGAGGAUCAAAUUUCUUCAAUUAUAAGAAGUUCUUUUCUAUUGUGCUAAUGGCAGUUGUAGAUGCAAAUCUCCGUUUUGUCGCAAUUGAUGUUGGUGCAUACGGAAAAGAAGGAGACUCGACUGUAUUUCGGGACAGUCCAUUAGGCAAGAAACUGUACUCUGGCAGUUUGAAUCUGCCACCGCCUCGUUGUUUACCGAACACCCAGCCCGAGGAAAUUCCCCAACCCUUCGUAAUGGUUGGGGAUGAGGCAUUCAAACUUCAUACGAACCUCUUGAAACCGUAUCCAUCCCGCAACAUGAAUGCUACAAAAAGAGUGUUCAAUUACAGACUAUCAAGGUGCAGACGCAAUGUGGAGUGCGCCUUUGGAGUUCUGGCAAACAAGUGGAGGAUUUUUCAUACUCCCAUUCUUGUGCAACCUAGUUUCGUGGAUAAAAUAGUGCAAGCUAGUAGUAUAGUAAGGCCGAUCCUGGACCACUUUACAUUGAAAAGUGCCAUAUGA